Molecule: messenger RNA, 2397 nt
Organism: Trypanosoma grayi
Lineage: Eukaryota; Euglenozoa; Kinetoplastea; Trypanosomatida; Trypanosomatidae
Exons: 1
Coding region: 1-2397 (798 amino acids)
Source: RefSeq, a predicted model, not a curated record
AUGAGUGACUCCGAGUCGAUUGUGUUCCACGAGCAGAGUGAGACAGAGUCCGCGCGCGGCAGCGCCCUCCCAAAGGCCGCCGCUCACCUCCACACGGCAACAGCAACGCCUGCAGCAUUUGAUAGACCGCCGCUCCACCACGCAGCUCGACGGACCUCCGUGACGAAGCCAUCAUCGUCGCAGGUGCCUGGUCGCCAGCAUGCGUCAUACGGCGGCGACGCGGACCACGACGACGCCGGCAGUGAUCACAGCGAGAGUAUCCAAUUUCACACGGAGGGUGCGUCGCGAAACAUGUCGAUCUGUAGUCUUCCCCGACUUCCAAACUUUAAUAAUUCACACACAGCUGCACAACCGGGUGCGCACGGGCGCGUCUCCCGCACGUCGAGCCGUGGUCAUCUGGACGCCCGCAAGUCUGAGGUGGGCGAUGAGUCCAUUCAGUUCAACUUUGAGGCGUCCAACAACUCCUUGUAUCCAAAACAGAUCCUGCAAUCAGAUGUCUCUCACAACGAGAGCAUCACCUUCCAGGUGAUGGAGGAAUCAUCCGCCGACGAUGCUGCUGCCCACAAGGCUGCUGCCGCUUCCGGGGAUGCUGGCCAGUCGUUGUCUCCUGGCGCCAAGAGCAGUGCUUCUACCAUUGUGUUUGAGACUGAAGGUGACACGGAAGACCAAAACACAAAGCCAGCACCUCGCAUAGAAGCGAAGGAGACGAGUGAGCAGCCCCUGUCAAAGAAGACCGUCGUGUCGAACAGGUUGAGCCGUACGAGCUCGAAUUUAUCACGCAGUGGGGUUGGUGCAGCAUCUGUGCGAGUUGACAGCAGCAAGAAGAACCAGAGCGCUCCCACCAGCGGUACUCCUGAAGUGUUGUUGGCAUCAGCAAAUGACACAGGCAAUAUUCCCUCCACGUCUCAAAGGGGAAGAACAACUGCAGCUAAAACGAAAUCGGAUUCGGCCAAGCCUCCCAGAAAUAAAGCGGUACCACAGCCUGUGGUCGAACAGGUCAGUGGAGAUGACUCGAUUGUUGAAUUGGGAACCACCACGGCGCUUCCAAAGAGUUCUGGCAGUGGUGGCACAUCUGAUGAGCGGUGCGUGGCGACGAUGGCACCGUCCGAGGACUCGCCUCUCACCCCUGAGAAGGUGGUGCCUUUGCCGUACCCACACACCGCCGACGUGGUGCCACCGCCGUCUAGUACUAUGACACUGAGUGAAGGUAUUCUUCAAGCAAGGCUGUACACAGAGCAUUGGCGUCUGUUCAACGACAUUCAACGGGAGGAGAUUGCGCGCCUUAUCCAGCGCAUCAUGGAGGCACGCAGGGCGGACUCUCUCCCGGUUUCGUUCGACACUGCAAGCAGGCAGAGGACGGAUGCUGCUGAUGCCGUCAGUGACUUCGCUGGCAUGCGUCGUCCACGAGGCCGCCGCCAGAUAGAGAGAGAUGUUUCGGCGCGGCCCGCGUCCCCGUUCAGCACUGCCGCCUACUCACGAAAGCGGCAGAUGAGCAUCGAGAAGCAGCAGCAGCGGCAUCAGCCCCUGCAGCGCAGUCCGCCAGUCUCUGGGCGCGCGCGAGUAGCGCAUGGCAGUGGCGCUGACUCGCCGCGCAGCCCCUCGAGCGCGAGAAGGCGGUCACCGUCUCGCCUGUGUUCGCUGCGGGAAUCACCGCCAGCUGAGCGAAGUGGUCGAUUUGUGCGCACCCUCGACGGCCCCACGUGUGUUGCUGCGGCGAAACUUGCCGCAUCACUUGGCGUUGCUUGGCCACCGCAUGAGAAGGACGCUCUCUUCUUCUUGACGGGUGCACGCUUGACUCCAGAGCAACGGGAUGAGUUUUACGAGGCGAUGGCGCUCCAUACAGCAGCUGCGGCGAAGCUUCAGAAAGAUAUGCAGAGCGCGUGCAGCGCGUUAAGUGGAAAGAGACGUCCUGCCGUACGGAAAAAGCCGUUGACGACGCGGACAUCUAUCUUGCGAAAAGCGUUUUCCCUGUUGGAUGUGGACCAGCAAGGGAUCAUUCACGCUGUUGAUCUUCCCGCCAUGCGGCGCCUGCUCGAGGCGGAGCGACAGCGCCUCGCGGAACUGGUGAGCGGUGCUGCGCCGUCGAUGGUGACAGUUCUUUCACGUGCGCGGGGGGAGCAGCGGAAGCUCAAAGGCGCAAUUGAUGUGAAGCGAGCCCCAGUGAAGUCGGAGCGAACUCCCACACCUGCUGCGGCUGCAGCUGCAGAGGUGUUGCUGUAUGCAUUUGUACUAGACGUCAUUAUUCCCCUCCUUAGCUCCUCGGGUCUAGUGAUGUUCGACUUUACGACGGUCGGCCUUCUUGUGUUUGGCUCCAUUGGCAGCGCCGAGAAGGGCGCAAAUGCGAGUCUCGCCACGUGGCGUCAAGCAGCGCUGCAAUACUUUGAGAAGCUUGCAUAG